AUGGCUCGGACACUUGCCGCAGGUGCACCCGUGCUCGGGCUAUCUGCCAACAACCGCGACCACGUCCUUUUGGUAGACCUCGCAGCUCUACUAAAAGCAAAAACCCCACCGCUCCAAGUCAAGCACAUACCAAACGCUAGCAAUGAUGGUACUACUCAGCCUCAGGAGAAUGAUGCUGAAAUGCCUAUGGCGAUGUCUGGCGAUCAGGAUCCCAUGUCCUUUCUUUCCCCUACUGCCGUUGACCUGCCUCGGUAUCUGGGGUUGGCUUCAUUCCCCAUGGACCCCAGCCUGCAGAUAGCCAUCUCCCCGCCACAUGGCGUGCACGGUAAUUCUUUCAAUUGGGAGACAAGUCUGAUUGGGAACUUUUCUGAUGCACAACUCAAGAACCCUGCCACAUUUUAUCAGCCCCAAGGUGUCAUAAGUGCGGCCAAUGCGGCCACACCCGCGCCUGUGCCUGAAUCUGCGUCUGCGUCUGUAUCUGCAUCUGCAUCUGCAGAUGGCGCCUCUUUAUUUGAGUUCGACCCAGAUGAUUUCUCAGGAGAUCCAAACUACAACCACUGCAAUUGGCUGAAGCAGCUUGGCGAUCUCAAUGUUGCCAUAUACCAACAUCCCUUACACCCUAAGCCCGUUAGCGGGAAUACGCCUGGAGUUUCCGCUGCUUUCUCCGCCCAACUAGUCAGGUUGUCUAGCCUUCAGAUCGGCCGGCUUCUACAUAUGACAUCCCAGCUCAGAAGACUGACCAAAGAAAUCGAUUCGGCAGACCAUGUACAACCCAAUUAUGAUGGGUCAGCUGAGCCUGAUUCCCUUGGUGGAAUCAACCUAGCCAAGCAUGAUCGGUCGACUCUGUUCGUGGUCUUAGGUUGUUACCGUUAG
Penicillium hordei is the source of this 873-nucleotide messenger RNA. RefSeq lists its product as uncharacterized. The coding region runs from base 1 to 873 and encodes 290 amino acids. The transcript has 4 exons. The record is from RefSeq and is a predicted model, not a curated record. Lineage: Eukaryota; Fungi; Ascomycota; Eurotiomycetes; Eurotiales; Aspergillaceae.